UAACGUUCCAUUGCGCCGCCCUCCUUUCAUGUUUCAUCCAAUCACGUUCCGAGUAUGGGGGUGGCCCCACCCACCCACUGAGCCCGGAGUUUGGUGAAUGAGCCGGGCAGCUCCUCCGCGAUGGCCGUGUUUCGGAUGGUGCUGACGGUUCCGGGGAGUUUGUGGCUUGACCUCCGGCGUGUCCCAGGGAUCAGGCGGCCUUGGGCUCGCCCGGUGCGGCUGUAGCUGGGCAGCCGGUCGGCUCGCUGAUGGCUCGGGACCCGUGUCGGGGCUACAUGGAGGCCGAUCCCGGAGUGGGGCUGCUCCUGCUGCUGUGGGCGCUGCUGGCGGAGGCGAGGGCGCGGUGGGCUCCCUGUGAUACUGGCAAGUUUAAGCUUCAAGUGGAUUUACCACCAGUGGAAGAGUUGACCUGUCCUGGACCUACCUGGGCACUUCCAGAAUUGGUAAUUCCGAGUCUGGCCAAAAUAUAUCCUGAACAGAAGGCUACUCAUGUGUGCAUGGACAAACAGAUUGUGUACAAUAUGCGAAUCCCAAACAGUGGCAUGCAUCGACCCAACUGGGCCGUGUAUGGAGAAUACUUGUUCGUCCCUGCUCAGCGCUGGGUACACAACCUGCAGUGUGGUGGGAUUGCCUUCCUUUAUCAUCCAUGUACACAUCCCAGCCUGAAGGAGGAACUGUCCUUGUUGGCCAGGGCUUGCGUGUAUAAGCACAUCAUCACUCCUCACCUCAACCUCACUCAGGAACGGCCCCUGGCCCUGGUUGCAUGGGGUAAAAGCCUAGAGAUGUCAGAGGUGAACCUUGCAGAAGCUGUUAGCUGGCUGAGGAAGAGUGUGAACAGGGCUUGUGACUCCCAGCUGAAAGAUGAUGGGCUGUACAAAUUUUUGCUGAUCCAGAAGGCAAAGCUGGUGUCGGAUAACAAUGACGGCAUUAUCUGUCCUGCAGAUCAAGUCCAGAAACUGCAACAUUACUUUAAGAAAAGGGAUCUUCAAUCAACAGCAACGAAAUGGAAUAAAGUUGGAGAUCGCACAAUGAGAUACCUGCCUAACAGGCAUGUAAUUUUGAGGAGGAGAAGAAAUGUUAAUCCCCAUGAACCUACCCCAAUCAGUAAACAGGUGGCAGUUUUGUCUAAGGCACUUGAGCAGAAAAACAAGAAAGAUGAGGAUUCUGCCACUAACUUUGUUGCAAAUCUGCAGGUUACAACACUACCUACUGGCCAUGCAGUGGUUACAAGGGAAUGGCUUCAGCAAACUGUAGUAACACUUACCGGGAAAUCUGAGAAUGGCCUGGUGAGGAGGACUAUUGCAAGUCAAGAGGUGAAGGGAAGCUAUGGAAUUGGAGGGAGACAGAACAGAAUGGGAAAUGAGUCCAAGUUUGCAAUUUCUGUGUUAAAAGACUCCAGCAAGACCCAUCCACAUACUUUUCAGAGCAACCGUACCUCUGACCUCUUGAAAACUGAUAACCAAGCUGCUAAUGAGCCAGAUUCUGAGCACUUUCAAAUGCACAACCUUUCACACUCUUCACUGAAUGUCCAAGUGAAAACUCAUUGGGCUAGUGAUCAACAAGGAGAAAUUGAAAAGGGUGGAAGGAUUACUGACAAAGCCAACCAAUUGGUUGGGACCUCUGCCUUUAAGGAACAGGGGACGGUGAAAAUCAUUGCUGAAACCUUGUCUGUUACAGACAGCAAGGGGCUCAAUGGGGAUAGAGGACAAGUAAAUAAUACUCUUGUAAGUGGGAAAAAUAUAGAACUAUAUAAAAAUGAUGGAAUGAAGCAAAAUGGGAAUUCUAAUAAAAGCUACACUGAAGAAGCGGAUAGUGAUAGACUGAUACCAAAAGGGGAGAUGGGGAUAAAUGUAACAUUGACUAUACAUGCUAGGGGUAACCACAAUGCCACAGCAACUGUGGAGUCUGGAAGCAUUAGAUGCAAAUGUGAUGGGGCAUUGCAGAAUGUCCAGGUUGACUCAAAAGGUGCAGAUUCAACUGAUUUAAAGGCAGCAAUCGUCAAGGCAACUGCUGAAGACAGGAUGAUAUACGUGCCCACUCCAAGGACAGAGGAGGCAGCCUGGGCAGCUGCAGCACUCACUUUUCUCUUUGUGUUCCUUACGCUGGCAGUGUUGUACACAAGGCUGUACAAAAAAUUCGUAAAGAGCGACAGUCUGUACUGGGCCCCUGUUCUGGCUGUCGAUGGGAAAGAAAAUGUAGCAGAUAUCAUAAAGAGAAGAAUCAUCAGGCUUGGCAAGAAGAGGAAAAAAAGGCCACUAUACAAGAAGAAAUCCAUUUCACCUUAUGCUGUCCUUCCAAGUGACAACAGCGACUGACUGUAACAAAACUGUUGAUUCGGUUUGCUGUUCUGUUCCAUGAAGUGACUUAAGUGCUCGGACCCAGCUGCCAUUAAGUAACUGCGAACAACUGCAGGGAGGGGGGACCCCUCCCUGGAAAAUCAAACUGCAAUGCUGGUGGGGAUGGGGGAGUGGAGAAGAGAGAAAGUAGUUUGAAAAUUAUAUCUUGUGUGAUACAAGAUACUUUGUUCGAUUUAAAUCAUGCAUAAUGUCAGGGGGUUUAUUCUGGUGCACUCUACAGUUGUGCUUCAUAGUUUUCAUUUGUGCCUUCAGGACUGGAGUAAAAUCUCAACUUUUAAGUAAUUGAUGUAGAGUUAAAAAUACCCAUGUGAAUAUUUUAAUAGUGAUAUAAACCAAAGCCUUUUGUUGUAUGUGGCAUACAUCAAAUUGCACUGUGUCAGAGUAAUUUUGCAGUUUAUUCCCUUGUAUGGUUUAAAUUAUCCAUUGUUGAGAUUUUAAAACAGGAGCAUUUGGGCCAUGUCAUCAGAUGUGGUAUCAAAUAGUGCACUCAUUUAUUUGAUCUUAAAACUGGUUUGUGUGGGAUCAGGUGGGGCAAGGUGUAUAAACUGGUUUCUUUGUUGCAGACUAUCUAAUUCUGCAGGCUGUGAAUACAGUUGUAUCCUCAGGUUAUCGCAGAAUCAAGUCUCGCUUGUUCCAGCAAAUGACAAUCAGGAUAAGGUUUCUCAGUUUAAGUAAUUCAUUAGGAAAAUCAUUAGCUAGGAAAACAAUUGCAGAAGCAAUCAUUGAUACUUGCAAUAAUGUAAAAGAUCUUGUGAACUAGGCUUCGGCUUCAAACUUGAGCCAAAUGCACCAUCAUUCUUAUCCGGGUUUUCAGAUGAAAGUGAAUCCUCCAGAUCCUUAAAUUCAUGGUAUAAUUUUAGAAGGAAAUGAAAUCAUCUUUGCCUAAAUUACUGCAAGUGGCAUUAGAUUGGUGAUCAAGAAUUAAUGAUUUACAUUGGUGAUAAAUUCCAUCUCAGAACUGGUUGCAAUGAAAUCAGUUCAAAACAAUGAUCUUGAAACCUUGAAAUUAAAGUGAUUUCAUCUCCUCCCCAACAUCUUCUGUUACAGUUAGUUUCAAGCCAAAAUUUGUAACUUGUGGGGUGCAUGCAAGGACCAAGCUCCUUACCAUGCACAAGUGGUGCCAUUAAUUGAUGAGGGUUACUCUGGCUGCAAACUGCAUGUAGAUUGAAGCAGUUUUGAGUUUGUACAUAAAAAAUCCAGACUAAAAGCUGCAGUGGAGCAGGAGAAAUUUUACCACAGGUCUAUUAGAAUAAGAUGCAGACCAAUAGGGUGAUAUAUUUAAUACAAUAAUAUUUGUUAUAAUGCAAAUGUCAGUAAUAAAAAGUCUUAUUUGUAAAUAGUGCUUACGAAGCAAAUUUAAAUGAUCAAUGAUUUCUCAUGUUAAUUUGCUACAGAGAUGAUCCAGUUUCAGCUGCAGCCAAUGUAACUACCAGGUUAGAAUGGUGCAUAUCGAAUAGUAGUUAAAGGUUUUAAACAAAUCUGCAGGUUGCUGUUAUCUUGAAUAUAAAUUUAUCUGAAGUGAGUGGAAUUUAUCUUCUGCAACAGAAAACUAAAUAGAGAGACAGAGAAUGGAUAGGGAAAGUGAUUCUUCCCUUCGAUCUGUCUAGAUAGCAGCUUUAUCGCUUGGGAAUUUUUAAUGCUAAGCUAUAACACCCCAGGAGUAGUAAUUUACAAAACUUGUGUAAUUUCGUAUCAGAACUGAUGCUAUUCUUAGUGACCAAUGGGGAAAAUAUUUUCAAAUGUUUAUGAUCAUAACUAUGAUUUUAUUUCUUAAAAUUAAAAUUUUAGAAUUUA
This is a messenger RNA of Pristis pectinata (smalltooth sawfish), 4151 nucleotides long. RefSeq names its product tumor protein p53 inducible protein 13 (gene tp53i13). Bases 249 to 2315 code for a protein of 688 amino acids. The transcript is spliced from 9 exons. Lineage: Eukaryota; Metazoa; Chordata; Chondrichthyes; Rhinopristiformes; Pristidae. Gene Ontology annotation, cellular component: cytoplasm. The record is from RefSeq and is a predicted model, not a curated record.